Molecule: messenger RNA, 612 nt
Organism: Vicia faba (fava bean)
Lineage: Eukaryota; Viridiplantae; Streptophyta; Magnoliopsida; Fabales; Fabaceae
Source: the annotation of a GenBank genome assembly
AUGGUUACCGAUAAUCAAAUUUUGGAAUAUCAUGAUCCAUGUUCAUCUUCGGAGAGGUUUCUAAAGCCGAAAAAACCUGCGGGGAGGAAAAAGUUCAGAGAAACGCGCCACCCGAUAUACCGUGGUGUAAGAAAGAGGGAUUCUGGCAAGUGGGUGUGUGAAGUGAGAGAGCCUAACAAGAAAACCAGAAUCUGGCUAGGGACAUUUCUUACUCCUGAGAUGGCGGCGCGUGCGCAUGACGUUGCUGCGAUUGCGCUUAGAGGAGAGUCUGCUUGUCUUAAUUUUGCUGACUCUGCUUGGAGCUUGCCGGUCCCGGCUACGUCGAAUGCGAGAGAUAUCCAAAAGGCGGCGGCAGAGGCAGCGGAGGCUUUCCGGCCGGAGAGUAAGGUUCAGAACAGUGAGGAUAGUGAGGAGAGGAAGGAGAAUGAGUCGUCGACGGUGACGGUGGCAGGGGUGGAGACGGUGAUGGAGCAACGAGAGGAAGAAGAGGAUAGAGUGCCGGAGUAUUUGAGAAACAUGGUUCUUAUGUCACCUGCACGUUACUGGGGGAACCAGUUUUGUUUUGAUGACGUGGAAUUUGGUGAUACUGAAGUUUCAUUAUGGACUUAUUGA